Cyprinodon variegatus (sheepshead minnow) is the source of this 3940-nucleotide messenger RNA. It is a transcript of the gene arrdc3a, whose product is annotated as arrestin domain containing 3. Gene Ontology annotation, biological process: protein transport. Lineage: Eukaryota; Metazoa; Chordata; Actinopteri; Cyprinodontiformes; Cyprinodontidae. The transcript has 8 exons. The record is from RefSeq and is a predicted model, not a curated record. Bases 230 to 1468 code for a protein of 412 amino acids. Gene Ontology annotation, cellular component: cytoplasm.
GGUUUCCUUGUCUGUGACUAGAGACUGCCAAGCAGGACAGGCGGAUGAUAACAGCAUCCACUGCUGUUAGUCAGCCUUCAUAAAGCUCAAUGAACUGCUCAAAAAGAAGCCACUGAUCGUGCCUGCUGCUUUUUGCAGGGCAGAGAUACUGAUCAGUGUCUAAAAUCUGCAAAAAACCCCAACCCUUUUGAGAUUUUUUUAUUUUUAUGUUAAAGAUCUCUUCUCCGCCAUGGUGCUAGGAAAGGUGAAGAGCUUCGUCGUAAGCUACGACUGUUUUAAUGACAGCAAUGUCCCCGUGUUCUCCAGCGGGGACUGUGUCUCAGGGAGGGUGAUCAUCGAAGUCACCGGAGAAAUCCGCGUCAAGUCUCUCAAAAUCCACGCGAAAGGUUUCGCAAAAGUUCGCUGGACCGAGUCGAGAAACGCUGGAUCCAACACUGCCUAUACACAGAACUACACAGAGGAAGUGGAAUACCUGAAUCACAAAGACAUUUUAAUUGGGCAUGAGAGAGACGAUGAUAACUCGGAGGAAGGACUCACUACCAUCCAUGCAGGAAGGCAUGAGUAUGCGUUCAGCCUCGAGCUUCCACAGACACCUCUGGCUACCUCUUUCGAAGGAAAGCAUGGCAGUGUGCGCUACUGGGUAAAGGCAGAGCUCCACAGGCCAUGGCUUCUUCCAAUGAAGACCAAGAAGGAAUUUACAGUCUUUGAGCACAUUGAUAUCAACACUCCACUACUAUUGUCACCACAGGCUGGCACUGCAGAUAAGACACUUUGCUGUUGGUUCUGCACCUCAGGUCCUAUUUCCCUAAGUGCCAAAAUUGAAAGGAAAGGGUACACCCCAGGAGAGUCGAUUCAAAUCUUUGCAGAGAUCGAGAACUGCUCAUCUCGCAUGGUAGUGCCAAAGGCCGCCAUCUACCAGACCCAGACCUUUUAUGCCAAAGGGAAGGUGAAGGAGGUCAAGCAGCUGGUCGCCAACCUGCGGGGAGAAUCUCUGUCCUCCGGGAAAACGGAGACGUGGAACGGCAAGAUGCUGAAGAUUCCUCCUGUUUCGCCCUCCAUCCUGGAGUGCAGCAUCAUCCGGGUGGAGUACUCUCUUAUGGUGUACGUGGACAUCCCAGGGGCGAUAAACCUGUCUCUGAACUUACCGCUGGUCAUUGGAACCAUUCCUCUCCACCCGUUUGGCUCCCGCACGUCAAGUGUCAGCAGCCAGUGCAGCAUGAGCUGGCUAAGCAUGGGUCUACCAGAGAGGCCUGAAGCUCCUCCAAGCUAUGCAGAAAUUGUAACAGAUGAGCAGAGACAAGGCCGUCUGGAUGCCCCCUCAGUCCGAGAGGAGCUCGAUGGUCCUCUUUUGGCCUACAUCCAUGAGUUUCGCUUCCAACCUCCUCCUCUGUAUUCUGAGAUUGAUCCUAACCCAGAUCACUCCAGCUGUGCAGAUGAGCGCAGGCUUGAUGCCUGUCCAUCACGCUGAGCAUUUCUUUGAAUUUAUCCUGAGUGGUUCAGGGUAGCUAAAGGAAACUGCUUGAAAGGCUGAGCUUUGGACAUUUUCUCGGAUGACGGCAUAGACAAUGUUGAGUUCUCGAGAAAAAACCAUAAGUCCUGAUCUACAAAGACUUGCCUGGCGUCGAGCUGGACGGGGCAAACGUGUUCCGCCAUUCCUCAGUAAGAGAAAAAUCUGUCUGUAGUUUGGGGAUUCACCAUCUUCCUGAGGAAUAUUCAGCCUGUGUGGAGGCUAGCGGCGGAGCCCUGAGGAUGCUGGAGAGAAAGAAUCACCAAGGCUCAGCCUGCCAAGCUCCUCUUCAGCCUCGAUUCUUCUGUAUCUGUGGCACAUUAAGGACGUGACUCCUUAAACAAAGUGGGAAACUAAUCAUGUCCAGACUUCAGUAGAAUCACCGUUAAAAGUACGAGAUGAUGGAAGGAAAGUAAAAACGUUCUAACCAUUAUAGUCUGUGUGAGUUAAAGCUUGCAGCUGAGGUUAAAACAGAGAUGAGACUAAUUCCUUUUGCCCUCAUGGGGAUUUUUGUUUUGCACAUAUGUUCUUUACUUGAGUUGGAUGGCUCUGCUCUGAGAUUUAUUAUUGUUAUUAUUUUUUAGAUAUAUAUAAAUCACUAAUAGAUUGGUUUCAGUUUUGCAAAAGGCCAGACAGAAAAAAGCAGACUGCAGGCUUAACUUUUUAGACUAUCAUCUGCAAAACGCUUGACUUUGGAAAACAUACAAAAAAGACUGAAAAGAAAGACAUGCACUGAUUUUGUUUUGGGCAGUCAACAUAUUUUCCAACGGUGACUAAUUUACCUGAAGUUGUUUUUCUUCCUACCAGUUAAAGCUGUUUUAGUUAAUUUCUGCCCCCUGAGCUCGAUCCGCUUCAAGCUUCCCCCUUUUUUUGUGUUGCGUAGUUCUGUUUUUCUCGCGUUGCAUUUGCAUCUGCUCAAUGCCUUUUCUAGUUUUUCUUUUGUUCCAAGGCUUCUCUGGAUCUGGUCUAGUGGGGCUGCAGUACAGAUUUGUGCCACUCAGUUAAGCCAAGAAUAUAGGUGUGUGACAAACUGCCUGCAUCCCCUCAAGUCCUUAUUCCAGAGUAAAUCUGGCAUGCAUUAUUGCCCAAAAAGCACUGUCUCAGGUGGCUUUUUUUUUUCUCUUGCCAAGCAGUUGAAAAGGUGAUUUAUUUAUUUUUUGGUUUGGUUUAUUUUUUUUAUUGCACUGCUAAAACUUUUUUUUUUAAACUAAAAUUAGAAAACAGACUUGCAGCCAAGCAAGGCAGCUUUUUGAGAUGAAUCACAUUCCCUUUUUGUCCUGCUGCACUUGCUGAUAGAUUUGACUGAUACAUUUUACCAGACCAGUGAAACCAGAAUGCUAAUUAAAAAAAAAAUAAAGUCAUAUGAAGAAAGAGGAUUGUCUGCCUCUGUGCUGAAGAAGCAAACCCAGCACAGAUAUAAAGCUGGGGGCCGUGUUAAGCCUCUAUGCAUGCUGAUUAGAACAAGUAGUAGUAGGAAAAAAUGAGUAAUACAUUGGUUUCUAACUCAUUAAAUACAUUAGACUGCUUGUAAUAGAGGUUUGACACGGUCAUACAAAAAAAGACAAAAAAAGCACUUUUUAAUAAAAAAAACAAACAAAAAUGCAUUCAGUGGUGAAGGUCUGGUUUGAAAUAAGUAGGUACUAAUCAUGUAAUGGAGGGGCUUUCAGCAAGGCAGUGUAGCUUAGGAUGGUAAAGCAUUAUUCUUUGUUUUAAUGUUAAAGACUUUUUGAGUUUACAUUAUUGUUUUUUUGAGACCUAGCUAACACUAGUUUGCGUGUGUGCGUUCUUAUCGUGAUCCUGCUGGCUUCCGACGGUGAUGGACAAACUGCAGAAUGUUUAAGUGAUCUUAUAUUAGUGGCCUUGUUGCAGAAAAAACACCUGAACGCGGUUCUUGGUUUUAUUCAGCAUCUGAACAGACGUUCUGGUUUGUGUUCGUCCAUGCCUGUAUGUUCUUUGACCUUUCGAUGUUAUUCAAAAGGAAGAAAAAGGGAAGAGAAAAAAAAGGUCCUUUAAAGUAAAUCCUGUUAAAGAAAGAAAUCUCUUCUUUUUUUUGUCUGUUUUUUUGUGGGCAUUCUUGCAGGUUGUUUUUCCAGCAACCUUUUUAGUUAGCUUCCUACUCCCCCAUAUCCCGGUCUGUGGGUGGCAGCUGUUGAUCAGCCCCCCUCCAUCCACACCCUGAGAAACAUUUAGCAAACAUGGGGUAUUAGACUAAACAAUUCCUUGGUUGUAAACUUGUCUAAACGCAGUUGGCAGUUCUUUGUUCGGUUUUUAUCUUAGGGAAACUAUGCGGUGAAAAAUAAGCUUACAUUUUUUUUCUUCAGGUUUGGUCAGUACCAAAGUCCAUUUGCUUGGGCUUCAGAUGUAGUCCAGUGUCAAAACUAAGCUAAACUCCUGACCUAAUAAUAAAGGCAGGAGCUGAAAUGUUCAGAAAUA